Molecule: messenger RNA, 2517 nt
Organism: Aspergillus heteromorphus CBS 117.55
Lineage: Eukaryota; Fungi; Ascomycota; Eurotiomycetes; Eurotiales; Aspergillaceae
Product: Hsp70 family protein
Exons: 4
Coding region: 114-2114 (666 amino acids)
Biological process (GO): cellular response to unfolded protein; protein refolding
Cellular component (GO): cytoplasm; mitochondrion
Molecular function (GO): ATP binding; heat shock protein binding; ATP hydrolysis activity
Source: RefSeq, a predicted model, not a curated record
AUCACCUCAUAUACCCUCCACUAUCCUCCCGCCCUUCGAUUGAAUCGAUUGGGGUCCUCCUAUACUCCUUUUUUAAUAUCUGUAUUAUUUUGUUCUUUUAAUCACACUUCACAAUGCUGUCCUCCCGUAUCUCCCGCGCGCUCCCGCGCACCACCUCUUUCGCUCGCGCUCCUGCCUUCAGAGUUCCCGGUGCUUCUCUCCGGAGAUGGAACUCUACCGAGGGAGGAGAGGAGAAGGUGAAGGGCUCGGUCAUCGGUAUUGACUUGGGUACCACCAACUCCGCUGUUGCCAUCAUGGAGGGCAAGACCCCUAAGAUCAUUGAGAACACCGAAGGUGCCAGAACCACCCCUUCCGUCGUCGGUUUCGCCCAGGACGGUGAGCGCCUGGUCGGUAUUGCCGCCAAGCGUCAGGCCGUUGUCAACCCCGAGAACACUCUCUUCGCCACCAAGCGUCUCAUCGGUCGCAAGUUCACCGACGCUGAGGUCCAGCGUGACAUCAAGGAGGUCCCCUACAAGAUCGUUCAGCACACCAACGGCGAUGCCUGGGUUGAGGCCCGUGGCCAGAAGUACUCUCCCUCCCAGAUUGGUGGUUUCGUCCUCAACAAGAUGAAGGAGACUGCCGAGAACUACCUCAGCAAGCCCGUCAAGAACGCUGUCGUCACCGUCCCCGCCUACUUCAACGACUCUCAGCGUCAGGCCACCAAGGACGCUGGUCAGAUUGCUGGUCUCAACGUUCUCCGUGUCGUCAACGAGCCCACUGCCGCCGCUCUUGCCUACGGUCUUGAGAAGGAGGCCGACCGUGUUGUCGCCGUCUACGAUCUUGGUGGUGGUACUUUUGAUAUCUCCGUUCUCGAGAUCCAGAAGGGUGUCUUUGAGGUCAAGUCCACCAAUGGUGACACCCACCUUGGUGGUGAGGACUUCGACAUCACCCUCGUCCGCCAGAUCGUCCAGCAGUUCAAGAAGGAGUCUGGUCUCGACCUCUCCGGCGACCGCAUGGCUAUCCAGCGUAUCCGUGAGGCUGCCGAGAAGGCCAAGAUUGAGCUGUCCUCUUCUCUCCAGACUGAGAUCAACCUGCCUUUCAUCACUGCUGAUGCCAGCGGUGCCAAGCACAUCAACCACCGCAUGACCCGUGCCGGUCUCGAGUCUCUGGUUGACCCCCUCAUCAGCCGCACCAUCGAGCCCGUGCGCAAGGCCCUUAAGGAUGCCAACCUCCAGUCCAGCGAGAUCCAGGACAUCAUCCUGGUCGGUGGUAUGACCCGUAUGCCCAAGGUCACCGAGUCCGUCAAGUCCAUGUUCGGCCGUGAGCCCGCCAAGUCCGUCAACCCCGAUGAGGCUGUUGCCAUCGGUGCUGCCAUCCAGGGUGCCGUUCUUGCCGGUGAGGUUACCGACGUUCUCUUGCUGGAUGUCACCCCCCUGUCUCUCGGUAUCGAGACCCUCGGUGGUGUCUUCACCCGUCUGAUCAACCGCAACACCACCAUCCCCACCAAGAAGUCCCAGACCUUCUCCACCGCCGCUGAUUUCCAGACUGCUGUCGAGAUCAAGGUGUUCCAGGGUGAGCGUGAGCUCGUCAAGGACAACAAGCUCCUCGGAAACUUCCAGCUGGUCGGCAUCCCUCCUGCCCACCGUGGUGUCCCCCAGGUCGAGGUCACCUUCGACAUCGACGCUGACUCCAUUGUCCACGUCCACGCCAAGGACAAGUCCACCAACAAGGACCAGUCCAUCACCAUUGCCUCUGGCUCCGGUCUCUCCGACUCCGAGAUCCAGUCUAUGGUUGAGGAUGCCGAGAAGUACGGUGCCUCCGACAAGGAGCGCAAGGCCGCCAUUGAGGCUGCCAACCGUGCCGACAGUGUCGUGAACGACACCGAGAAGGCCCUCAAGGAGUUCGAGGACCGCCUCGACAAGGCCGAGGCCGAGCAGAUCCGCGAGAAGAUCUCCACUCUCCGCGAGUUCGUUGCCCAGAACCAGGGUGGUGAGGGUACCGCCACCGCCGAGGAGUUCAAGCAGAAGACCGACGAGCUCCAGAACGCCAGCCUGACCCUCUUCGACAAGAUGCACAAGGCCCAGAACGAGCAGCAGCAGCAGCCUCCCGCUGGCGAGGGCGAGAAGAAGGCCUAAAUGUACUACUACUGAACGUCCGAAGGGCUGACGCAGCCCGGGCUUCUUGUAUUUCUCACUUCUUUUAUUCCCUAGAGCCUUUUCUCUUUUCUUCGAUGUUUUAACAUGCAUGAUAUGUAUACAUACCUGAUAGCUCUGCUCGAUCUAUCUUUGCUUCGGUGUACGGGUGUUUUUUUUCUUUUUUUUUAUCUGUGGGCUUUACCUCUUUUCCUUUCUCCAAUCCCCUCUUCAUACCUCUUGGGUCACGGGUGAGCGUUUGCGAUUCUUUGACAGGAUGGCCAUCCGUUGGGACGGAUGCAUGGAGUCUGCAUUUUGUAACUUAAUGACAUUACGCUGGUGGGCCACGAAAAAGGAUGUGGUGGGCUGGAACUUGUGACAAUAGAUCAGGAAAUUCUCCUCUCGA